UGGAAGGGGGCGUAUGCUAGAAAUGUAGCUACAGUCUGGCAGUGACGUACUACUGUUUUUGGUGUUUUCAUUUUACAGAACAGAGGAAAAAGUAAUUAAUGUUUAAAAGGGCUUGUUGAAAUAAUGUCGGAUCAAGAGGGUCCGUCUACUUCCCGGGAUCCGAAUGCCGAAUCCGAAGAGAAAGAUCCUCCAUUCCUACUUAAAUUGCCUCCUAAGACCACAGCGAAGAGAGACGAAGGAGAAGUGGACCCUGAAUAUGAAGAGAAACGGAAAACUGACCGAGCAAAUAGAUUUGAAUUUCUGUUAAAGCAAACAGAACUUUUUGCACAUUUCAUCCAGCCGGCAUCACAGAAGUCUCCCACGUCUCCUUUGAAAGUAAAGCUUGGACGACCUCGAGUUAAACAGGAUGAAAAACAAAACCUACUCUCUGUUGGAGAUAAUCGGCACAGACGUACAGAACAAGAAGAAGAUGAGGAGUUACUGUCAGAGAGUAGGAGGGCUGCCAAUGUCUUGGUUCGAUUCGAGGAGUCCCCAUCUUACGUGAAAAAUGGAGCACUGAGAGAUUACCAAAUCCGUGGUCUCAACUGGAUGAUAUCCUUAUAUGAAAAUGGCAUCAAUGGAAUUCUGGCUGAUGAAAUGGGCUUAGGGAAGACCCUGCAAACUAUAGCUCUACUGGGAUAUUUGAAACACUACAGGAACAUUCCAGGGCCUCACAUGGUCCUGGUACCCAAGUCAACUCUUCACAACUGGAUGAAUGAGUUCAAGCGCUGGGUCCCUUCCCUUAAAGCUGUCUGUCUUAUUGGAGAUAAGGAUGCAAGAGCUGCCUUCAUCCGUGAUGUCAUGAUGCCUGGUGAAUGGGAUGUCUGUGUCACAUCCUACGAAAUGGUUAUAAGAGAAAAAUGUGUUUUCAAGAAAUUCAACUGGCGAUAUCUUGUCAUAGACGAGGCCCACAGGAUCAAAAAUGAAAAGUCCAAGCUUUCUGAAAUUGUCCGGGAAUUCAAAACAACAAAUCGACUCCUUCUGACUGGAACACCGUUGCAGAACAAUCUUCAUGAGCUGUGGUCACUUCUCAACUUUCUCUUGCCUGAUGUCUUCAAUUCUGCAAAUGACUUUGACUCCUGGUUUGACACCAACAACUGCUUAGGUGAUCAGAAACUAGUAGAACGUCUGCAUGCGGUGCUGCGGCCAUUCUUACUGCGUCGUAUCAAAGCAGAAGUGGAGAAAAGCUUACCCCCAAAAAAAGAAGUCAAAAUAUAUCUUGGACUCAGUAAGAUGCAAAGGGAAUGGUAUACAAAAAUUUUGAUGAAGGAUAUUGACAUUCUUAACUCUGCCGGGAAGAUGGAUAAAAUGCGGCUGCUAAAUAUUCUGAUGCAGCUACGAAAAUGCUGCAAUCACCCUUAUCUGUUUGACGGAGCUGAACCAGGCCCACCGUAUACUACAGACACCCAUCUUGUCACCAACGGCGGUAAAAUGGUUGUCCUCGACAAACUACUACCCAAAGUCCAGGAACAAGGUUCCAGAGUGCUCAUCUUUAGUCAGAUGACCAGAGUCCUUGAUAUCCUUGAAGACUAUUGCAUGUGGAGAGGUUAUGAGUAUUGUCGUCUUGACGGAAACACCCCACAUGAAUCAAGAGAGCAAGCAAUCGAAGCCUACAAUGCUCCAAACAGCACAAAGUUUAUUUUCAUGUUGAGCACCAGGGCAGGCGGACUUGGCAUUAACUUGGCAACAGCAGAUGUCGUCAUUCUCUAUGACUCAGACUGGAACCCACAAGUUGAUCUGCAAGCAAUGGACCGUGCUCACCGGAUUGGUCAGAAGAAACCAGUAAGAGUAUUUCGCCUCAUCACUGAAAAUACAGUUGAAGAAAGAAUUGUAGAGAGGGCUGAGAUGAAACUCAGACUUGAUUCCAUUGUCAUACAGCAAGGAAGACUGAUUGAUCAGCAGUCCAAUAAGCUGGCCAAGGAUGAGAUGCUGCAGAUGAUCCGUCAUGGAGCCACCCAUGUGUUUGCCUCCAAAGACAGUGAGCUGACAGAUGAAGACAUCAAUACUAUUGUAGAGAGGGGUGAAAAGAAGACGGCUGAAAUGAAUGAGCGUUUGGAGAAACUUGGAGAGAGUUCACUGAGAAACUUCACUGUUGAUAUCGGGGGAGCAGAGACUAGUUUGUACAAUUUUGAAGGAGAAGACUACAGGGAGAAACAGAAGCUCAGCAUGAUGGAAUGGAUUGAACCCCCUAAAAGAGAACGGAAAGCUAAUUAUGCUGUAGAUGCUUAUUUCAGAGAAGCUCUACGAGUCAGUGAGCCCAGAGCACCAAAGGCUCCACGGCCCCCAAAACAGCCCAACAUCCAAGACUUUCAGUUCUUCCCUCCACGUCUGUUUGAAUUGCUGGAGAUGGAAAUUCUACAUUACAGAAAGACAAUUGGUUACAAGGUUCCCAGAAACCUUGAAAUUCCUAACUCAGCCCAAGUACAAAAAGAAGAACAGAGGAAGAUUGAUGAGGCAGAGCCCCUGUCCCCUGAAGAGAUUGAAGAGAAGGAUAAGCUCCUCACACAAGGGUUCACGACUUGGAACAAGCGUGACUUCAAUCAGUUCAUUAAAGCAAAUGAGAAAUAUGGCCGCGAUGACAUUGACAAUAUUGCACGAGAAGUAGAAGGGAAAAGCCCUGAGGAGGUCAUUGAGUAUUCAGCUGUGUUUUGGGAGCGCUGCAAUGAGCUGCAAGAUAUUGAGAAAAUAAUGGCCCAAAUUGAACGUGGUGAAGCCCGCAUUCAGAGAAGAAUUAGUAUCAAGAAAGCAUUGGAUGCAAAGAUAGCAAGAUACAAAGCCCCUUUCCACCAGUUAAGGAUACAGUAUGGUACAAACAAAGGAAAGAACUACACUGAAGAGGAGGAUAGAUUCCUCAUCUGCAUGCUUCAUAAAAUGGGCUUUGAUAAAGAGAAUGUUUAUGAAGAACUUCGACAGUGUGUUCGAAAUGCACCCCAGUUUAGAUUCGACUGGUUCAUUAAAUCUCGCACAGCUAUGGAACUCCAAAGACGCUGCAAUACCCUUAUCUCACUUAUCGAAAAAGAAAACAUGGAGAUUGAAGAGAAAGAGCGAGCUGAGAAGAAGAAAAAGGCUCCCAAAUCUCAAACUGUGCAUAAAAGAAAGGCAGAUGUACCCUCAGAGCCAACAGGACGCAAAGACAAAAAAGCCAAAACCUAAAUAUCCAGUAUUUUUUAUUUGGGAAGUUCUUUGUAUUUAAUUUGUUAUUGAUGGCUGGUGCAAACUGUUGUCGAAGUGGCCUGCUUCUUUGGUAGACUGCCAUUCACUUUUAUUCUAUUCACUGUUACUCAGUGCACUUUCAUACUUUAUAUAUAGUGUGAGUCUGUUAAAUUGCCUUUGCUUUGUGCUUCAUUUAGCAUGCUAAAAAAAGGGCUUUUGUGCACCUCUGUUUUUUGCAGUAUUUUGACUUAUUAACGAUAAGUUUCUAAACUACAAGCUUAAAUAUUAAGAGGGUAGUGAUGGAUUGAGUUCCACGGCAUUGUGAUGUACAGAGUAUGACCCACCGCUUUGCACGUACCAAGCACUUUCUAUAAACAUUUCCCCCCAUUUC
Brienomyrus brachyistius is the source of this 3583-nucleotide messenger RNA. It is a transcript of the gene smarca1, whose product is annotated as SWI/SNF related, matrix associated, actin dependent regulator of chromatin, subfamily a, member 1. Gene Ontology annotation, biological process: regulation of transcription by RNA polymerase II; nucleosome organization. The transcript has 24 exons. Gene Ontology annotation, cellular component: nucleus; chromatin. The record is from RefSeq and is a predicted model, not a curated record. Lineage: Eukaryota; Metazoa; Chordata; Actinopteri; Osteoglossiformes; Mormyridae. Gene Ontology annotation, molecular function: ATP-dependent chromatin remodeler activity; DNA binding; ATP binding. Bases 124 to 3192 code for a protein of 1022 amino acids.